Messenger RNA from Phasianus colchicus (ring-necked pheasant), 3114 nucleotides. The record is from RefSeq and is a predicted model, not a curated record. NCBI's taxonomy places the organism in Eukaryota, Metazoa, Chordata, Aves, Galliformes, Phasianidae.
CCGGUGCCGGCGCUGCCCGUGGGCCGGUCCCCGUGCAGCCGCCAGCGCGCGCCCCGCCCGCCACGUGACCUUCCGCUACCGCGUGGGGUGGGAGGGCGCCCGCCUGACCGGGGUCUCGCUUCCCGUGAGCAGUGCCGCGGCUGCUGCUGGGCAGAGCCAGAGGGAUGGUGGUAGUCACAGGGCAGAGCAAAGGGAGCGGAGACCCGGAUGAGGCCAUGUCGAGCUCGGAUGCAGAGGAUGACUUCCAAGAGCCAGCCACUCCCACGGCCACCCAGGCGGGCCAGGCGCUGCCGCUGCUGCCCCAGCAGUUCCCAGAAGUCAUUCCACUGAAUGUAGGAGGCAUGUAUUUCACUACAAGGCUGUCAACGCUGAGGCGUUACGAGGACACGAUGUUGGCGGCGAUGUUCAGCGGAAGGCAUUACAUCCCCACGGACGCCGAAGGCAGAUACUUCAUUGACAGAGAUGGAACUUACUUUGGAGACAUCCUUAACUUUCUGCGGUCUGGUGACCUGCCGCCCAGAGAGCGAGUGAGGUCAGUUUACAAGGAAGCUCAGUAUUAUUCCAUAGGACCAUUGCUAGACCAUCUAGAGGAUGUCCAACCUCUGAAAGGAGAGAAAGUGAGGCAAGCUUUCCUGGGCCUAAUGCCAUACUACAAAGAUCAUUUGGAGCGGAUAAUUGAAAUAGCAAAGCUUAGAGCUGUGCAAAGAAAAGCAAGAUUUGCAAAACUGAAAGUCUGUGUCUUCAAAGAGGAGAUGCCCAUCACUCCUUAUGAAUGCCCACAUUUCAAUUCUUUACGUUUUGAAAGAAGUGAAAGUGAGGCAAAGCUGUUUGAACAUCACUGUGAAGUGGAUGUAUCUUUUGGACCUUGGGAGGCUGUGGCUGAUGUGUAUGACCUUCUGCAUUGUAUUGUGACAGACCUGUCUGAUAGAGGGAUAACUGUGGAUCAUCAGUGUAUUGGUGUGUGUGAUAAACACCUGAUAAAUCACUAUUACUGCAAGCGUCCUAUCUAUGAGUUCAAGAUCACUUGGUGGUGAGUUGUUUUGUCCAGAAUGGUGCAGGAGAUGAAAGGACUUCUAGAUGACAAUUGCUUUUAAUAUUUUUGCAACAUGUCUCUGGAAAUGCAUUGCUGCUAACAUAUAUUGGAAUCAGUCUGCUGAAAUGUUGGCUAGUGCUUAGCUGUUCAGCAAAGAGGGACCUGUCACAGAGGUUGAAAAACCUCUGCAAUAUUAAAAAAACCAACCAAACAGCCUGAAACAAGACUGUUGGCUCAGGUACCUUAAUGAGGCACAAAACAAAAUCACCUCAUGGAAAUUAUGGAGAGGAGUGUCUGACAUUUAUUUUUUAAUGUGCCACCUACUGUGUGGCUGCAGUCCCAUUGUCUGCAAAGUGGGUGUAAUGGAUCUCAGGUGCUAGUAAGUAAUGCUGAUAGAACGUGGUUCCAUUUUACACACUUCAGAGUGUUCUAGUCACUAUGUAGGCCUGCCACUUCAUGGAUUGAGUAACACCCCGCACAGAGAUCCUGCAAGUGUAAUUUUGGUGUAAUAGACAAUUAAAAAAAAAUAGAGGAGUAUUGUUGUGAAGAUUAAGCUAUAUACAUAUUUUAAAAAUUAAGAAUCUGCAUUGUAUAAUAUUUAGUUGUUUCCGUUGUUAUAAAAAGGAACAGCAGGUUUGGAGAAUAUUCCUUAUUGCUUUUUGGAAUAAUUACCAUUCAUGAAAGACUUGUGCCUGUUUUUAGCCUUAGAAAUUCUAAAUGUUUACAGCAUCUACAAAAAGAAACUAUAGAAUCAGGUCAUUUGCAGAGGCUUUUGGUGAACGAGUAACUCCAUGUGUACGUUCCUAUUAGCAGAAGUAUUAAGAAUAUUUAAUGUGUAUUAUUUUAUUACUGAUUCUUUUUACAGUCUGUGCUAUUAAACUUUGUUCUAGAGCUAGUCAAAUGAUGAUAUGAGACAAGUGCUUCCUUCUCCUCACCUCUUCAGUUAAAUCUAACUUACAGCGUUCUUGCUGACACUUCUCUGUGUGAUAUCAGCACCUUUUUUUCUUCCUUCAUAUUCUGAUAUUUCUCCACUUACCCACUAGUGUAUCUGGGAAGUACAUUUAUUUCCAUGCUGAAAGAGGCAGCUUUUGCAGAGCCAUGUUCUUUCCAGAAGGUAAUUUUUGCACUUCUGACAUUGAUAACCAUCUGCUGAAGCUCCAUUUCUGUCUGUCCAAAGCUGAAAGAUAGAUGGAGCUGUCUGAAGAUGCUGUGAGCUUCAGAAAAUGCAACUAUUGUUCAGAAAGACCCCACCUGAGGCAGCCUCACAGUAAUCUUGAGGGGAGCUGGAAAGUACAUGUCUGCAUAUUGAAUUCCAUUGGACUCGUUAAUCCAAGAUUCUUGCUUAAUUAAACUUCUGACCAAAAUACUUUAGACACAUAUUAAUUAUGAUAAUAAAAAUGAUCAUUUACCUGAGAUAAUUCUUAGAAUAAUGAUUAAAAACUUGACGUAAAAUUGUCUCAAAAAUAUUUUGAGGAGGCUGAUUGUUUGCAUUGAUUAAUGUUCACACUUCUAUGUGUUUAAUUUAGGAAUUUUUAUUAAAUGGUCUCUCAGAGUCGGGGACAUAAAGUUUUUAAGAGCUCUUUACAAGUGCUUAUGUGGAGUUCAUUGCUGUCAGGUGCUGACUUUCAGGUCCAGAGUUGAAAUUGUAAAGCACAGUGUUGGGAGGAGGGAGGUGAAUGUCACUUAGGUGUAUUUGAAUCUAUCAGUUCAAAUUUCUUUGGAUUUAAUUGUUCCUUGAGUAUUAUUGUGUUACAAGUUCCUGUGCCUCUAUUUGACUACCUACAAUUACAAGUCAAACAAACUUUCCCUAAACUGAGAGGAAGCUUGCAUGAUAUCUUUUCUGCUGCCUUCUCUCCCCCAAGAAUCUUAAAUUGCAACCACGGUUUGGAAUAAAAUGAUGUAAAACCUUAAAGCUGAGGCUUAGAAAGUUUUGGCUGCCUGUAAACUUCUGAGUUUAUUAGGGUAUGCAAUGAGAAUCCCAGUUGUACUGGAAUAUUCUCUUGUUAUUUUUCUGCUGCUUCCCAUAUCACACAGGACGUAACUCUGGUUUGAAUUUCAGCACCACUUACUGACAUGAAGCA